This is a messenger RNA of Blepharisma stoltei, 1458 nucleotides long. The record is from the annotation of a GenBank genome assembly. Lineage: Eukaryota; Ciliophora; Heterotrichea; Heterotrichida; Blepharismidae.
AUGGCCCUGAAUAUUUGUAUCGCAUUUUUGGUUUUUAGCUCCGUCUACAGCCAAGAAACUCUAGAGCCAACUCCAUUCCUUGAAAUUCCUGAAGAAGAAGACGUCUGGGUGCUUACUGAUUCAAAUUUUGAAGACGCUCUAAAUCUGCAGCCUAACAUUUUAAUUGAUUUCUAUGCACCCUGGUGCGACCACUGCAAAAAACUAGAUCCUGAAUAUGCUAAAGCUGCAUUAAGACUUAAAGAAAACUCUCCUUCUAUCAGAAUUGCUAAAGUUGAUGCAACCACAAAUAAACUUUUAGCUGAUAAAUACCAAAUAAGAAACUAUCCAACUAUAAAAUACUUUGAAAAUAAAAAGCCAACUGAUUAUGAUGGUGGGAGAACUGAAGAUUUAAUUGUUUCCUGGGUGUUAAAAAAGAAUGGGCAAACUUAUACUGUUAUUAAAGACUAUCUUCAGCUUCAAAAUAGGAUAGAAAAAGCAAAAAUUGUUGUCGUUCUGUUUGCACAGGCUGAUGCUCCUGAAAUAAAGCAUUUUGAUUAUGUCAGCAAACAGAUACAAGGUGUUGAAUUUAUAGUGUCUAUUGACUCAGUUUCCUUAACUAAUUACGAGGUUGAAGAGCCUUCACUUGUCCUUUUUAAACAGUUUGAUGAAAGAAGGGUAAAUUUUUCAGGGAAACUGAAGCAUGCUGAUAUUACAAGAUUUAUUGAAAAAAAUAUGAGGCCGAUUGUAAGCGAGUUCAAUGAUGAUAGCUUAAGACGUAGCUGGGAUAACAAAACCCCAGCCUUUUUUUUACUUUGCAAUCAAAGUGAUUAUGAGCAAUAUAGAGCUGGUUUUUAUGAAGUGGCCAAGAAGUAUAAUAAAACAAUGAUCUUCUUCUAUGCAGACUUAUCAAAUCCGGGCAAUAGCCAAUUAAAAGAGUAUUUAGGAUUGGAACCAGAAGCCCAGCCUGUAUUUUUGAUUGUUGAUCAAUCAGAAGUUGGAAAUAGAUUUAUGAGCAAUGCAAGCCCAACUGAAGAAAACAUGAAAAGCUUUAUCAAGAGAUGGAAAAAGAAAGAAAUUGAGCCUACUCUUAAGUCCCAAGAUCUCCCUGAAAACGAUUACUAUAAAAACCUCAGAGUCCUCGUAGGCAAAAACUUCAACGAUAUAGUCUUUGAUAAAUCCAAAGACGUCUUAGUUUACUUUUACUCCCCUCGUUGCUCUCAUUGCAGAGAAUUUGAGCCUAUAUAUCAAGAAUUAGCCAAGGACUUAAGCCAUAUCCCUACAUUAAUUUUAGCUAAAAUUGACUACACACAAAAUGAAGUUAAAGACCAAACUGUCAGCAGCUUCCCAACUAUAAGAUAUUUCCCAGGAAAAAAGAAAAAAGGCAUUGAUUUUGAAGGAGAAAGGACAAGUGAAAAUCUUUUACAGUUCAUAAAAGACAAAGCAAGCUUUAAAUUCGACGAAAACAGGGCUGAUCUUUAA